AUGCUACGACAAAUUGAAAUCGAAGCAAACGGAAAGUCUGUAUCUGCUGAUGUUUACAUCACAAAUGCGAACGGGCCAGCAAUAGUCGGUCGAACGUGGCUCAAAGCAUUUAAUUUGUGGCCUCUAUUUCUCGAUUUAAAAUAUCAAACGAUCAAACCAAAGGUUGUAGUGAACGAGAAAUUGAAAAGUAUAAUAAAGAAACAUGAAGCGGUAUUUACGGGCCGGGGAAAAUUUACAAAAGGCGAAGUAAAAUUAGAAUUAAAAGAAGAGGCCAAGCCAAAAUAUUUGCUUGCACGAUCGGUACCAUUUGCGUUGAAAGAGCGAAUUGAAAAUGAAUUAAAGCGAUUAGAAAGUCAAGGAACAAUCGAAGCGAUUGAGCACUCUGAGUGGGCUACUCCAAUAGUGCCAGUGCUUAAACCAGAUAACAGUAUACGUAUGUGUGCUGAUUUUAAAGUCACUUUAAACCCGCAAUUAAUCACGGUAAGGCAUCCAGCGCCUAAUUUUGUACAUGCAGUUGCACAGUUACAAGCUGGGGUUAAAUAUUCAAAGUUAGACCUAAAAGAAGCAUAUUUACAGAUGCCGGUCGAAGAGAAGUCUCAGAUGUUGCUUACUAUUAACACACACAUGGGAUUAUUCAAAUACAAGUACAUGUCAUUUGGAAUAAGUUCAGCCCCGGGAAUUUUCCAAUUACGUAUGGAGGAAAUUUUAAAAGGAAUUCCCGGAGUAGCGAUUGUAGUAGACGAUGUGGUUGUGACGGGUAAAACUACAGAUGAGCAUUUGACAAAUUUAGAUAGAGUCUUAGGAAAAUUAAAUGAAUGUGGACUUAAAGUACGUGUGGAAAAAUUCAAAUUUUUUGAAGAUAAGAUUACGUACUUAGGUUUCGAAAUUAGCGGUAACGAAAUAAAAGUCGAUUCACAUAAAUAUCAAGCGAUUGAUGAAAUGAGUAGACCUAAGGAUCAUAAAGAUUUACAAUUGUUUUUGGGUAAAAUUAAUUAUUAUGGAAGGUUAAUAAAUAAGCGUGCAGAAAAACUUGCAGCGUUAUACGAAUGUCAGGGAAAGGAAGAAUUUGUGUGGAACGAGGCAUGCGAAAAAGCAUUUGUAAGUGCGAAAGAGAGUUUGAAACAAGCCGUUGUUAACUAUGAUCCUAAACUACAUCUAAUUUUGACGUGCGAUACAUCGCCGCUAGUAUUAGCAGCAUAUUUAAGCCAACCCUAUCCAAAUGGUGAUAAACCAGUAGCGUUUGCGUCAAAACGUUUAUCAGAAGCGCAAAAAGGAACCGAUAACAGACUGAUUUAUAGAAUUUUCGGACCAGAGAUUACUUAUUUACAUUCCGUGGUCCAAAGUGAAAUUGCUCGUUUUGAUUAUAAAACUGUGGCUCGCGAGACGAGUAAUGAUAAAAUUUUAUCAAUUGUAAAGCGUCUAGUGGAAAGCGGAUGUAAAGUGAAUGGAUGGCCUGAUGAAUUAAAAAGUUAUGCACAACGUAAGGACGAAUUAUCAGUUAAGCGAGGCUGCCUAAUGUGGGGACAGCGUGUUAUUAUACCACAAAAAGUUCGAAAGCGUAUUGUCGAACAAUUACACGAGUGUCACUUUGGCAUCGUUAAGAUGAAAUCUCUGGCAAGGUCGGUCGUAUGGUGGCCCAGCAUCGAUAAUGAGUUGGAAAACGCAGCAAAGUAUUGCCAAAAUUGUGUUCAGGCAUUUAGCAAACCUUUUCUGCGCCAAAUCACCCAGCAACAAAUGGCGCUGCAGAGAAUUUUGUCAAAACGUUUAAACGUAAAAACUACGAAACAUUCAACAACAGGCGAAACACCUGCCAAAUUAUUAUUUAAGCGUAAAUUAAGAACUUCUUUACAUUUAGUACAACCAGAUGUCAAAUAUUAUGUUACACAUGAUCAGAAAAACCAAAGAAUAACCAUGAAUUAUCAGCUGUACUUCUGUUCCAGGUCGUAA
Messenger RNA from Copidosoma floridanum, 1947 nucleotides. RefSeq lists its product as uncharacterized. NCBI's taxonomy places the organism in Eukaryota, Metazoa, Arthropoda, Insecta, Hymenoptera, Encyrtidae. The record is from RefSeq and is a predicted model, not a curated record.